CCAUUCGAUGGACGCGUACACGCUGGUCGAGAAGGUCGCCGACGCCAUUUACGGCCAAGUGCUCCUCUGCAAGGAGAAUGCGACCGGGCGCCUCGUUGUGAUCAAGCAAACCAACCUCGCUGCGAUGCGCGCCAAGCGCGCGUGCACGACGCAGCGAAAGGUGGCCGAAGACGGCGAGAUGGAGAAGACCGUGUACACAGCACUCUCGGCGCGGGGCGGCCACACCAACGUCCUCUCGCUCCUCGACUCGUUUGACAACGAGACGCAUUCGCACUUAGUGUUUGACCACUGCAAGUUUGGCGAGCUGUACAACGUGCUCGUCGACGCCCCGGAGAGCCGCUUUGGCCUCCGUGACGCGCAGGCGUAUUUUCGACAAAUCGUGCGCGGCGUGAGCUUCCUCCACGCAUCUGGGUAUGCGCACCGCGAUCUCUCGCUCGAGAACGUUCUGGUGGACGCCAAGAAGCAGUGCCGCGUCAUGGACUUUGGCCUCGCCGUGCCGAUUGCGCCGACGCGGCACGAGUGCGUCGGGAAGCUCUUCUACAUGGCGCCCGAAGUCUACCAAGGCGUCGCGUACCAGCCGCUCCUCGCCGACAUGUGGUCGCUCGGCAUUCUGCUCUACAUCAUGCUCACGGGCGCCCCACCGAUCGAGAGCACAUCGGUCGACGACGAGCGCUACCGCGUGUUGCACACGAGCGGCAUUCGCGCGUUGGUCAAGGUGUGGCAUCUCGGAGGCUACUUCUCGCCCGACGCGUUGGACGUUGUCGAUGGGCUCCUCCAAGUAAACCCCGUGAAGCGCAUGACGACGCACUCGCUCUUGCACCACCCGUUUCUGCAAAAGGAGCUCGACGCCAGAGAACAUACCAAGGCGACGUCCGGGCUCAGCCUCGAAACCCUGCUCGCGAUGCUCAACUUACGCCACCCCGACAUGUACAAGCGAUAAGAUCGCACCUUAUUUAACUCGAUGAGACGAAAUUGCCUAUCAACAAACGCCCUUAUUUACUUUGGCCUCGAGAGCGAGUGGCGUCCGGUACAACUACGUCGCAGAGACGAGGAGACUCGGCCACGG
Saprolegnia diclina VS20 is the source of this 1066-nucleotide messenger RNA. Its product is annotated as CAMK/CAMKL protein kinase. Gene Ontology annotation, biological process: intracellular signal transduction; peptidyl-serine phosphorylation; protein autophosphorylation. The record is from RefSeq and is a predicted model, not a curated record. Bases 8 to 940 code for a protein of 310 amino acids. NCBI's taxonomy places the organism in Eukaryota, Oomycota, Saprolegniomycetes, Saprolegniales, Saprolegniaceae. Gene Ontology annotation, cellular component: cytoplasm; nucleus. Gene Ontology annotation, molecular function: ATP binding; calcium/calmodulin-dependent protein kinase activity; calmodulin binding. The transcript has a single exon.